CGAGUACUUACACACGUGAUGCGUGUGUAACGAGCGCGAUAAAUAUCGCGUUAUUGUUAUCGCGCACAAUAUCGGUACAUAAACUCCAACGUUCAUUGGUAGCUUGCUUAGAUUCCGUCUUCCUCCGUUUGCCGCGACGAAUAACAAAAUCGAGUGGAAUCCGAUGCGACCGGUUAUUUCGAGCACGACAGAGGUAUAAUUUCCGCGAAUAGUCUCCCUUCUCUUAUCGUCUCACUGCAGCUUGUCACAUUUUAUCACAUUUGACUCGACGCGACACGGAACGAUAACCUGCUUUGCCAACGAGGUCACAUCUCUAUUUGCCAGACAAACGAAAGAAUAUUACGCAGUCGUGUUUUAACAUUUGACCAAACACGUAGUAGCGGGAUUGGCGAGUCGCCGUGAACGUUGAAGAGAAAUUUAUCUCGAAGUAGAGUCGUGUGUCAUACUAGUAAGAGGAAAGAAUCACUUGUCAAGAAUUUGAUGUGCCUGCAGACCGCAUUUCUCGUUUAUCCCUCGUAAACGACGAAGUAGUCAUUCUCUUCACUUUCUACGAUAUUCUUCGGACGAUAGAGGCGAUUGAGAAAUCUACGAAGUUCUCGAGAUGGGUAUCGAACACAAGAUGUCUGAAAAGAAUCCUGAGAUGAGAGAGACUGCUGCAAGAAUUUGUCGAGAUUACUUACACGGUGUUUGGAAACAUAUCACAGCGCAAAAUAUUAUUCUUAAACGUAUCAGUGGUGGCUUAAGCAAUUGGUUAUACAAUGUCGAGCUUCCUGAGGGAACAACCCCAGUUAGGGGAGAACCUCGCCAAGUUUUACUACGUCUAUAUGGACAAGUGCACGGGGAAAGGGCUUUGGAAGGAAUUAUCACAGAAUCUGUUAUCUUUACUUUGCUUUCUGAGAGAAAACUUGGUCCUAAGUUACAUGGUGUUUUUCCUGGUGGUCGUAUAGAGGAAUAUAUACCAGCACGGCCUUUGCUCACAAAGGAAUUAGCAGAUCCAACAUUGAGUUUAAUGAUCGCUGAAAAAUUAGGACAAAUACAUAUGAUGCAAGUACCAAUCAGCAAAGAGCCUACAUGGCUAUGGGACACGAUGAAUAAAUGGCUUAAUUCAGCGACUGAUAUUUUGGAGAGUACUGAAGAUAUUGAUGUCCGAUAUUCAGAUAGCGUUAACAUUAUAAAAAAAAUAGACUUGGAGCAUGAGAUCAAGUGGUUCAAGACACUUGUUUUGCAACAAAAACAGCCAGUUAUAUUCUGCCACAACGAUAUGCAAGAAGGCAACAUACUCUUACGCGAGAAUACGCGAAAGCCCGAGUUAGUAGUCAUUGACUUUGAAUAUUGUUCCUACAACUAUCGGGGAUUCGAUAUCGCUAAUCAUUUCGCCGAAUGGCAAUACGACUAUACGGCACCAGAUUAUCCUUUCUAUCACGAACGUCUCACCGCCGGUCCCACAAAAGAACAAAAGCUCAACUUCAUAAGAGCCUACCUGAGGUCAUUGGGGAAAGAAGGGACUAUGGAGGAGGAACGUAUCAUGAUGGAAGUGAAGAUGUUUUCAUUAGGUAGUCACUUGUUCUGGGGUCUCUGGAGCAUCGUAAAUGCAAAAAUUUCUCAAAUUCCGUUUGGAUAUUGGGAUUACGCUGUCUCCAGGCUAAAGAAUUACAUGUACUUAAAAGAGAAAAUCGUUACCUCUGGGCCACCAGUAUUGGAUGGCAGCCUUAAGAGAAAGUCUAGCGAUAUAGAUUGAGAGUGUAAGAUUGAACAAAAGAAGAUGCAGCUUAUAUGUUUUGCUACAUGAAAAUAUUCUCUAUUUGUCAACUCUAAUCGAUGGGAUCAUCAAGCUUUGGCAAGCAACAAGACAAUUUAACACAAUAUGCCAAGUUAUGAUUUGUUUCAACAUCGUACGAUGUGUUGUUUUCUGAGUGCACAGGCUGUUUCGAAUAGAUGAAAUAUUCGCCAGACGCUUGCGAAACAAUUAAGUCUUGACGAACAAAUUGCAGGAGUAUGUUGUGACAAGUAAUCAGAACGAACAGAGUAAAAUAAGAGUAAAUGGAGGAUCAACCUUGUGAUAUAAAAUAAGCAGGUGAUACGCAUGAAUCUCCGUUUACUAUUUUAACUGCGUUCGCUGAAUCUUAGUGCUAACAGGAAAAGUGCAAAGUUAGAUAUAUAAUCUUUUUUUAUAAUUUUCAUAAGAUAUUUACAAACGAUGAGAAACGUUGGUAAUUCGAUAAAGUAGGGCAAAUAUUGGAAACUAAAAGGCUGUUACAUAGUGUACAAAGUCAUGUAAGUCGUAAGAAAGUCUGCAAUAUGUUUGUAGUGUAUUAUUUUAUCUCUUUUUUAAUAUGUUAACUUUUAUAUACUUAUUAUAAGACUAUCCAGAAUUUUGUUAUCAACAACAGUGUGUGUCCAUUUGAUUUUUCACAUUAAAUCGUUUGUUAUAAAUGUGCAAUAAUUUUGCAUAAAUUUCUUGUAACAGAAUCAGCGUGGUACUUAAUUGUGAUGCGUUUAUUUUACUCAAGGUCGACUAAAUACUUAAGUAUCAUCAUUAAGCACAAGUACUUAAUAUUGUGUAAAAGAGAGAAGCACCGAACAUUUAUAAUGUGAUCAAUACUUACGAACAUAAAUAAAAUGCACCAAGAACUGAACAUAAAAAA
Messenger RNA from Odontomachus brunneus, 2645 nucleotides. Its product is annotated as choline/ethanolamine kinase. The record is from RefSeq and is a predicted model, not a curated record. The transcript is spliced from 6 exons. Gene Ontology annotation, molecular function: ethanolamine kinase activity; choline kinase activity. The coding region runs from base 602 to 1738 and encodes 378 amino acids. Gene Ontology annotation, biological process: phosphatidylethanolamine biosynthetic process; CDP-choline pathway. Gene Ontology annotation, cellular component: cytoplasm. NCBI's taxonomy places the organism in Eukaryota, Metazoa, Arthropoda, Insecta, Hymenoptera, Formicidae.